This is a messenger RNA of Drosophila persimilis, 787 nucleotides long. RefSeq names its product GILT-like protein 3 (gene GILT3). The record is from RefSeq and is a predicted model, not a curated record. The coding region runs from base 18 to 710 and encodes 230 amino acids. The transcript is spliced from 3 exons. Lineage: Eukaryota; Metazoa; Arthropoda; Insecta; Diptera; Drosophilidae. Gene Ontology annotation, molecular function: oxidoreductase activity, acting on a sulfur group of donors, disulfide as acceptor.
AAGUGCGGAAGCGGACGAUGAACAAUAAAUUAAGUAUAUUCUGCGGACUGGGAGUGCUCCUCAUCUCCAUAGCGAGAGGAAAUGGCCAGCCACAGUCCAACGAGACGGUGGUGACAUCCACCAGCAGCACUGAAACAGCACCAGUAGUGCCUCAGAAACUACUGGUGGCCAUCCACUAUGAGGCCCUGUGUCCGGAUAGCGUGUACUUCAUCCGUCGACGGCUCCACGAUGCUCUGCUGGACAACGAUUGGUGGCGAUAUACUGAGCUGAAGCUGUACCCCUUCGGUAAAGCGGGAUUCUACAACAACACUGCCACUAAGGAGAUGCAGGUAUUUUGCCAGCACGGAUGGGAGGAGUGCGAACUGAAUGCGCUGCAUGCCUGCAUACUGGAGACACUAGAGAUUCAAGAGGCCUUCAAGCUGAUCUACUGUAUGCUGCGGGCCUAUAGCAACCAGCUGGACAAGUGCUCCAAUCACCUGGGUCUCGACGUGAGUGCGGCGCGGAAAUGCAAGCAAUCGCGCAAGACCCCAGAGAUCCUGGCUCCCUACGGCAAGGAGACUCUGAAGCUGGGCCUGUCCUUUGUCCCCACCAUUGUGUUUGAGAAUGUAUUCGAGCCAUACGAGCAGAGCAGCAUUCGCUACAACUUUGAGGGUCAUUUCUGCAGUCAAUACGAGAGAAAGUUCAACAUCAGGCUGCCCACCUGCGUCUAGCCAGAUCCUAUUUAACUAUGAUGAGCAUGCAAAUGUUUUAUUAUGUGGUAAAACCAAUAAAUUAUAAUUACACCCGA